AGACCCGGAAGUCAAACUAGCACGUUGCGCCGUUCGCAGCGACGUUAUCGUUACUGGGGGAAAUACAUAACUGUUCUAAAAUAAAUAACAGUUCGGCAGGACAAGGCGACAUGGCGCUGGUGGUCGACUUUCAAGAUGGACAGUUUGAUGACGCAGAAGAUGACAGCUGCCAAUCACAAGUGUCGACUGCUGAGCAUCACGUGAACCAAGUCAGUCCGCAGUAUGAUGGAGAUGAUGGUGAUGAUGAUUAUGAUUAUGAUGAUGACGACGACGACGAGUGGGCGUGGUCUUCAGGAGGAAGUGAUCUGACAAAACGAUACAAUAGGACCACUUUAAAUCAAGCUAACAAACAGAAUUCAUCCAAUCACACACUUGUGUCGUCCAAGCAGACCGACAGAUCUCUGAGGCGGUUCGAACACAAGAUCAACCUGGAUGAACUGAAUUUUGCAGACUCUGUGAUCAAUAAAGUGACGACAAUGCAGAAGCAGAAGGACGCUGACACGUAUAGAGUGAAGGACAAAUCCGAUCGAGCCACAGUGGAACAGGUUUUAGAUCCUCGGACUCGAAUGAUUCUCUUUAAGAUGUUGAGCAGAGGAAUCAUCUCAGAAAUCAAUGGGUGCAUCAGCACAGGGAAGGAGGCUAAUGUUUAUCAUGCUAGCACGGCCAGUGGAGACAACAGAGCCAUCAAAAUCUACAAGACGUCUAUACUGCACUUCAAGGAUCGUGACAAAUACGUCAGUGGAGAGUUCAGAUUCCGUCACGGUUACUGUAAAGGGAACCCCAGGAAGAUGGUGAGAACCUGGGCCGAAAAGGAGAUGAGAAACCUGAUCAGGUUGCAGACUGCUGGGAUUCUGAGUCCAGAACCGCUUCUUCUUCGGAGCCACGUCCUGCUGAUGAGCUUCAUCGGAAAAGACAAUACGCCUGCCCCGCUGCUGAAGAACGCUGUUCUGUCAGAGUCCAAGGCCCGGGAGCUGUACCUGCAGGUUGUCCACCACAUGAGGAAAAUGUUCCAGGAUGCCAGACUUGUCCACGCCGACCUGAGCGAGUUCAACAUGCUAUAUCACCACGGAGACGCUUAUAUCAUCGACGUGUCGCAGUCGGUGGAACACGACCAUCCGCAGGCGCUUGACUUCCUCAGGAAGGACUGCAGUAAUGUCAACGAGUUUUUUGUGAAGCACGGCGUUGCGGUGAUGACAGUCCGGGAGCUUUUUGACUUCAUCACCGACCUGUCAAUCACCUGUCACAACAUGGAUCAGUACCUGGAGAAGAUGAUGGCCAUCGCGUCUGAUCGGACAUCGGCUCAGCGGUCGGAUCAGGACCGGGUUGACGAGGAGGUCUUCAAGAAGGCGUACAUCCCGCGUACGUUGACUGAGGUCAGUCACUACGAGCGAGACUUCGAUUUGGUCAGGAUGAAGGAGGACGAGUCGGCCAUUAGCGGACGUGACGAUACUAUUCUGUAUCAGACGCUAACAGGACUGAAGAAGGACCUGUCUGGAGUUCAAAUGGUUCCGGCGUUGCUGGAGGACGACAGGUCUUCGUCCUCGUCCUCGCUGGAGGAGGAAGAGGAGGAGGAUGAAGACGAUGAGGUGGGCCAGCUGCAACCUGCCGACGAGCCCACAAUGGACAAAAAGGAGAAGAAGAAGCUUGUCAAAGAAGCUCAGAGGGAAAAGAGGAAGUCCAAAGUACCAAAACACGUGAAAAAGAGGAAAGAGAAAGUGGCCAAGACGAAGAAAGGCAGAUGAGGAGGGCAGCGUCAAGACAUCACCACAUCAUUUGAAUGUAAAAGUGGCUCACAGUCCAGAUGCUGUACCCAAUCACAGCUUAGAUGUGUUGUGCUCCCAGAUGAGUUCUGUCUAAAAAUGAACAAAAUAAUCACAAAUAAUGAUGAAUAAUGACAUCAAUGUUCAUUUUCACUGCAACUACACUAACUAAAGGAGCUGCUUUCAACAGUG
Molecule: messenger RNA, 1952 nt
Organism: Doryrhamphus excisus (bluestripe pipefish)
Lineage: Eukaryota; Metazoa; Chordata; Actinopteri; Syngnathiformes; Syngnathidae
Gene: riok1
Product: RIO kinase 1 (yeast)
Molecular function (GO): ATP binding; protein serine/threonine kinase activity
Source: RefSeq, a predicted model, not a curated record